GUUUUGUCCUUUAUAAUUCUUGAUACUGACCCUGCUCUGCUGUAGCCAUGACGACCAUGCUGCUGAGCGCACUAGGAGCACUGCUCUGCUCCUUGGUUAUCACCGCUGAGGUCAUGCCCCAAGGAGACUUCAAUCUACAGGGGGUGGCAGGAAAGUGGUAUGUGAUUGGAUUUGCCACUAAUGCCCAUCAACCACAAGGCCAGCAUGAAGAUGGGCAACGCCGUGCUGACACCAACUGCUGACGGAGACCAGGAAAUGACAUAUCCUAGCCGGAAGUAAGAGAGAGAGCGUGAGACAUUGUGCUGAUUCUGUAUUAACUGUAUUGUCUCUGUAGCGCUGAUGGCUCCUGCUGGAGAAUGAACCACCUGGCCAAGAAGACAAACCUUUUGGGGAAAUUAAUCUACAAGAGCGAGCGCUGGAGUAAUGAAAAUGACAUGCGUGUCGUUGACGUUAAGUAUGACGAGUAUGCUCUUAUUCACACCAAGACCAAGGGUGUUUCAGCUGUGCUCACCAACCUGUAUGUAUAUUUAGUGUGCCAUGUAUUGUACCGUGGGACAGACCUGAGCCCUAGCCUGCUGCAGAAGUUUAGGCAGUUCUCCCUGGACACUGGCUAUCCUCCCCCCAAAAACGAUGAGUGUCCUGCUGUGAAAUUUCAUCCAUGUUUUUUACUUUCUAAACGUGCUCCCUUGAUCAGUCUGCAUGGCAUUGCUACUCGGCCGGUAGACCCAUGGCAACUGUGGCAACCAUGAACCACCUUUAGCUCCGUUGGCCCAUCAGACUCCGCCUUCACUAGGCAACUCAGAUGCAAGUUCAUCCCAGCGUAGCUGUAAACUCUGUUAGUUUUUCACUUCUCUGACUUGCUCCAAUGAAAUAUUGUCUCGUUGUUUUUUCUGUUUGUCAGUCGUUCUACUCGUCGGAUGACUAGAAUAUGUUGGGUAUUUAAUACCUCUGAUCCUAAGAUGUAACGUUAGCUGCUUUAGAAGUCUGUGUUGAUCAAAUGUAAUGUAAACCCAGCUCUAAAAGUAACCUUGGUGCACCAUCAUUCUAUUGAAAAUGUUAUCCUACUUCUUGCCAGUACAUCCAUAACACAGCUCUGAUUCCUCCUUUUGUUUGUUAAGGGUUUACAUCUACACACUUUAUUUACAAAUGUGUACAAAACAAUAAUUUACCUCCUAUAGAAUUCUAGUUACACUGAAUUAUACAACAAAGUUCAUGAUGAUGAAAUAAAUAUAAAAACAAAAAUGA
This is a messenger RNA of Oncorhynchus mykiss (rainbow trout), 1245 nucleotides long. RefSeq names its product lipocalin. The record is from RefSeq and is a predicted model, not a curated record. Gene Ontology annotation, molecular function: small molecule binding. NCBI's taxonomy places the organism in Eukaryota, Metazoa, Chordata, Actinopteri, Salmoniformes, Salmonidae.